ACUCUCUUGCAUCUGCCAUUCAUCAACACUCAAAACAAUUUCCAUAAUACAAUUCUCAAUAUCCAUUUUCUUAAUCCAAUAAAAGAUUAUCAUUACUGUCUCCCAUUAUCAUUCAAUUAAUUAAUUAAUACACUGAAAUUAAUAUUCUUUCUUUCUUUCAAUUUUACGUAUCAUUCAAUUUUACAGCUAGAUUGUUUUUUUCUUUAAAAAAACAAAAAAAAAAAAAAAAAUUGGAGUUGGGGGUUUCUUGUGGUAAGAGAGAAACCCUGAUUCUGUUGUUUAGGAAGAUUUGAUCUUAAUUUUUUGGAAUACCCUUUAAAGUUCAAAGUUCAAAAUUGAAACUUUGCACGAAGAUGGCGUCUGGGAAGAUUGGAAUAACCGGUUGGUUCCACACGAAGAUCACUGAUCCUCUUCUCUCCAUUCUCCGCAGAGGAGCUGAGCCCAACCAAUUGGCUUUCUCUGCUGCUCUUGGCAUUACAUUGGGAGUAUUUCCUAUAUGUGGUGUGACUAUAUUCCUAUGCGGGGUGGCUAUUGCAUUGCUUGGAUCAUUUUGCCAUGCUCCGACUGUGAUGCUUGCAAACUUUAUUGCUACUCCCAUAGAGUUGAGUCUGGUUGUGCCCUUUCUACGCUUUGGUGAAGUUAUCUCUGGUGGACCUCAUUUCCCUUUGACAACUGAUGCUUUAAAGAAAGUUAUUACUGGUCAAGCUUCACAUGAAGUCAUAUUAAGUGUUGCCCAUGCGUUACUAGGGUGGCUGGCUGCAUCUCCUUUUAUUUUGGGAACUCUAUACAUAGUAUUUUUACCAUGCUUCAAAAUUCUGGUUCAUAAAUUCUCAAGUGUUCCUUCAAGUCCAAAGAAGUCGCUCCAUCCACACGCAGAAGUAAGGCUCAAGGUAAGGGAUGUCUGACAAAGUACUAACAAGGUCAUAGUCACUAAAUCUGCUUAGUGAAAGUGAUCAGUCAUUCAUUUGUUCUUUCGUGACACAAAUUGUACAUAAUGAACAAAGACUUGCAAUUGUUUAUAAUGCUGAGAUUUAUGUACCCCAUGUUGUAAAUUAUGUGAUUAUCAAAAGGGCAAACCCCGAGGACAAGGGUGGUGUGAGGGGUGUAAGGGUUGAUUAUAGGUGGUC
Messenger RNA from Gastrolobium bilobum, 1127 nucleotides. RefSeq lists its product as uncharacterized. Gene Ontology annotation, cellular component: intracellular membrane-bounded organelle. Lineage: Eukaryota; Viridiplantae; Streptophyta; Magnoliopsida; Fabales; Fabaceae. The transcript is spliced from 5 exons. Bases 354 to 905 code for a protein of 183 amino acids. The record is from RefSeq and is a predicted model, not a curated record.